GUCCUCAAACAAUUGUUUUGGAAAACUUGUGAAAGAUGUAUCUAAUUUUUGUGAUUUCAAUCCUAUGUUUAUUAAUGGCAUUUACCUCAAAAAUAACCAAAACCGUGUUGCCAUUUGUUUGCGGCGAUAGUUCGGAGGUGAAAUCGUUGAAGAAAGAAAUUUCCCAAUUGCGGGCAGAUUUAGCGAAGAUUUCGAUGCGCGAUGAGUACAUCAAGUACGUAAAAUGUGAACGGACGGUCGUUGCGUACGAAACGAAACUAAACGAAGCCAAAGGACGCGAUAACGUGAAGCGGGUGGUGUACGAAUAUGCUAUCCAUUACGGCGGUAUGGCGGUGCUUGCACUCUGUAUGAUGUACAUUUCUUUCUCCUACCGUUACUCAACAAUCAUCGUGUUUGGAAGCAACUUCAACUUUGAACCAUUCGGCGGUCUCAUCAACUUCCCCGCGAAAGUGCCCAACUCGAUAUCGGUCGUGUUUUGGAUCGUUGUAAAUAACUUUGUUGCCCGCACCAUCGCCGGAUACGUAAAAUAA
Molecule: messenger RNA, 530 nt
Organism: Anopheles coustani
Lineage: Eukaryota; Metazoa; Arthropoda; Insecta; Diptera; Culicidae
Product: guided entry of tail-anchored proteins factor 1-like
Exons: 2
Coding region: 36-530 (164 amino acids)
Biological process (GO): tail-anchored membrane protein insertion into ER membrane
Source: RefSeq, a predicted model, not a curated record